Messenger RNA from Chara braunii, 1339 nucleotides. The record is from the annotation of a GenBank genome assembly. Lineage: Eukaryota; Viridiplantae; Streptophyta; Charophyceae; Charales; Characeae.
AGCUCCUUGUUCGUCUGGGGUUUCUACGCCGAAGGUUGUCGGAAGGGCGGUCACGUUCCAAGAGAAGUAUUGGGUGAUCGACUGGCACCUCGGUAUGAAAGUCCCCUGUUGCGGGCCAGUUAUUUUCUUGCUGGAUGAGAGUGGCGGGUACUACCCAUGCGGGGGUAUCAAGACUUACUCGUUCGAUAAGAACAUGCCUGACGAGGAAUACAUGAGAUUCCAUCUGACGACGUGUUUCGACAUCUUCGGUCACGAGGUGCCUGACAACUACAAAUUCGUGUCUCCCCAUGUCGACAAGUUCCAAAAUUACGGCAUCCGCGCUGCAUCAAUGCCACCAUUCAACAAGUCGAAGAAGAAGGAUGAGUCGCAGAUGGUGAUGUUAAGGCCGUUCGAGUUCCUCAAACGCGUUAAUUGCUAUAAGGUGCCCAACCAUAUCGUGACGAUUGGCAACAAGCUGCAUUUGUCAACUCCCUUCGUGCCGUUCGAAUGUGAUCUUGGAGACUUCGCAAACAUGGUGCGACGUCACAAGCUGCAGGCGAUGGGCCAAGCCGUUUUGCGAACUACCGUCUCUGUGAGCUCGCCAAAGGCGGUAGGCAAGAGUUGUGGGGAGCCGAAAACAUCCGCCCGAGUGAGCAAAAGUGGGGCCUCAUCAACACAGGCAAAGAGCGUGAGCAAAUCAACUUCUUUGUUCCAGCCGAAGCGUGUGUCUGCGACGCGGGCACCAUCACAUGCAGAAUAUGCGGCACGCGUUUCUUUGACUCCGACUAGUGGGGCCUCUGACCAUGAGGAUGACGACGAAAAGACAGAGGAGGACUCGCGCUUCAGGCAGUGGGACGGUGAGCGAUGGGCCGAUGGCAAUGACGCGAAAGAUACGAAAGGGGACGACGACGAACAUCGGUUCUACGACGGUGCACACGAUGAAGAGGGAAGCUUGGAGGAUGGUUGGGCUGAAGGCGAUGGUAGUGAAGGCUAAGAGGAUGGUGGUCACGAAGGCGAUGGGAGUGAAGAAGAAGAAAAUGAGGAUGCAAGUGACGAGGACGCUGAAGAACAGGAAGACAACUACGAAGAGGGGAGCGAAGGAGAUGAGGGUGGGGCAGACGCGACGACGGCGGGAAUAGAGGGUCGCAGAAAAGGCGGGAACAAGAGAAGCGGAGACGAGCUAAGCUCAUCACCUUACAGGCCUCAAAGGAGGCUUACAAGAGAUCCUUAGAGGCCCAGCCCGCUGAACCAGCAAAGGAAAAGCGUGAACGAACUCGAUCUUCCUAGAGACCGAAGAAGAAAGCAAAGGCCGAGGAGACAAAGGAAGUGGCGGACACCGGGGACGAAGCAGCGGGGUCGA